Molecule: messenger RNA, 387 nt
Organism: Ilyonectria robusta
Lineage: Eukaryota; Fungi; Ascomycota; Sordariomycetes; Hypocreales; Nectriaceae
Exons: 3
Coding region: 1-387 (128 amino acids)
Source: RefSeq, a predicted model, not a curated record
AUGGCGCAAAUACGUCACCUUAGCUCUAGUAACGGGCAGAAGUUCGCCACCGGCUCCAAGGUCGCUUUCCGAAUGUUGUCUGUCGCCUCGAUUCCUCUGCUGCAUCUGGAACCAUCCAAUACCGUUCCUGUCGACCCUUUCAUGCUCAGCAGGACUACCAUUGCGCGCGGUGUUGGCCGCUACCUCGUCACCUCGGUAGGCGUCAACUCUACCUACGGACGGACUCAUAUGUCUCUGAGGAACGAUACUGAGGAAACUCCACCGCAAGCAAAGUUGGGCCGACUCGGCAAGCUGCUCAUAUGCGGCUACCAUGUUACUGAAAGGUUCACUGGUGAAGAGCCAGAUCAUCAAGAGCGCGCAGGUCUAGACCUCGCUUCACAACCAUGA